AUGAUAAAGUUAACCUUCCUGCUCGUUAUCGGCGUUAUCACCGGACAGGCGUACGGUGAUGCGCCUGAAGCUAUCGUGGGUGGUUUUAUUGCCACGGAUGGUCAAUUUCCCUAUCAAGCUUCCCUUCAAGUCAUGAAGGAACAUAUUUGCGGGGGUUCUAUUAUCAGCUCGAAACAUAUUCUCACCGCUGCUCAUUGCGUUGAGGAGAAAUGGCAACACCGAUACAUGACUGUCGUAAGCGGAGCCACCAGAUGGGCAGAAGGCAACAAUAACCAAAGGCAUACCAUCAAGUGCAUUCGUUUACACCCAGGUUAUACUGGUGAGAAAAGUAGUGCCUGGAAGGACGAUAUCGCUGUUAUUACUUUGAAUGAGGAGAUUAAAUUUGACAAAUGGCGAAGUCCGAUUCCUCUAGCAUCUCAAGAUUAUACUACAGGUACCUAUAAAGGUAUAGUUAGCGGAUGGGGACAGACCAGCGUAACCUCAGACUCUUCGCCUGUACUUAAAUGGCUCGCAGUGGACGUUUUGAGCAAGGUAGAGUGUUUGAAGGCGCACAGAAAUCCGCAGACCAACAAGCAACAAGUGUGCAGCAUAUACAUGAAAAAUCACGGUGCCUGUUCUGGUGACAGCGGCGGUCCUCUCGUGGUCAAUAAGGAGCUUUGUGGCAUUGUUUCUUGGGUUGCACUCUGCGCUUUGGGUAUACCUGACGUUUACACUAAUGUCUACGACUAUCUGGACUUUAUCAAGGACUCUCAAAAGGCGUGCGGUGAUGCACCAGAAGCUAUCGUGGGUGGUAACUUCGCAAAGGAGGGUCAAUUUAAACAUCAAAUCUCUAUUCAAGUGAAUAAGGAACAUAUUUGCGGCGGUACCAUUAUCAGCCCGACUCAUAUUGUCACCGCUGCUCAUUGCGUUGAUAAUCCUAAAUAUAGGAAAGGCAUGACUAUUGUAACCGGAACUAUUAAGUGGGCAACAGGACAAACGCAUAAUAUCAAGUGCAUUCGUAUGCACCCAGGCUACACUGGUAAGAAGGAAGAUGCCUGGAAGAACGAUAUUGCCGUUAUUACUUUGACACAGCCGAUUACUUUUAACAACGUUCAAGGCUCGAUUCCUUUAGCGUCUCGAGAUUACACCGUUGGCAGCAAUCGCGGUAUAACUAGUGGAUGGGGAAAGACCAGCGUAGACUCAAAAACUUCGCCGGCACUUAAAUGGCUCGGAGUAAACAUUUUGAGCGAGAAAGACUGCUUGAAAGCUCACAAAAAUCCACAGACCAUUAAGACUCAAAUAUGCACCUUGGAGAAGAAAGGACAAGGUGCCUGUUCAGGUGACAGCGGCGGUCCUCUCAUAUUCAACGGCGAGCUCUGUGGUGUCACUUCUUGGGUAGCGCUCUGUGCUUUGGGUGUACCUGACGUAUUCACUCAUGUCUACCACUAUACGGACUUCAUCAAGGAAUGUCAAAAGAUGUGCUGA
Dinoponera quadriceps is the source of this 1464-nucleotide messenger RNA. Its product is annotated as coagulation factor IX-like. The transcript is spliced from 9 exons. The record is from RefSeq and is a predicted model, not a curated record. Gene Ontology annotation, biological process: proteolysis. Gene Ontology annotation, molecular function: serine-type endopeptidase activity. Bases 1 to 1464 code for a protein of 487 amino acids. Lineage: Eukaryota; Metazoa; Arthropoda; Insecta; Hymenoptera; Formicidae.